GGAAGAAACCCUUAUGAUUAAGGAAAAGUGUCUUUUGGAUAUUUUAUAGCAUAUAUGUUUGCGAUGCAGUAAAAAAGUAUUUUUGAUACAAUAAGUGUUGUGAGAGAAUGUGAUGAAAUAUCUCCAGAGUUUACCAUGCAUUAUCCUUUUUUACUUUGCCUCGUUUGUGCGUUGUCAUAUGAACAGCUAUCAGAGCAGAACCCAGUCAAACCAAAUACAAAUACAAACCAGUGCAAAAUAUGGAAUGAAAUGUUACACAUAUGUGAGGAAUGCAAUGUUGGCUUCCUUGGUAUCAACUGUUCCAUUCCUUGUCGAUAUCCUAGCUAUGGCAGCAAUUGUCAAAGUCAAUGUAACUGUCUUGAAAUUGACUGUCACCAAGCUACUGGGUGUAAAGAUGGUUUGCCGACAACUUCAUCACCAGCUGCAGUGUUGAUAUCCUCCAAGCAAGGACAUUCUCCUAAAUUAUUUACAACAAAUAAAAUAGAAUGUCCAGUAGGGUAUACAGGAAAUCAAUGUGAUAUCCCCUGUCGAUAUCCGUCUUUUGGUUACCUGUGUCAGUUUGCGUGUAAUUGCAGCAAAGAACGGUGCAAUUUCACAAAGGGAUGUGAUGGUAUGAAAGUUUCAGAUUGCUCGGAAAAAAAUAAUGGGAGUGAAUAUGAAAAACUAUGUCAGUAUCCAGCGUUUGGUGUUGGCUGCCAAAGCCAAUGUGACUGCAGUGAAGAAUACUGCGAUCCCUUAAUUGGUUGUAAAGUGACUCCGACGCAUUGUGCCGCUGAUAAACGCAUUAAGCAAAACGAAGCCAUGUUUUACAUUACCAUAGUUCUUGGAGUAUGGGCAGCUGUCCAAUGUGUGAUAUAUUUUUGUCUCUCGUGUGGUUUAGUUUCAUGUGAUUUUUAUAAAAAAAUAUCAUGUUAUUGAAUAAAAUGAUUUAUAUGAAACAUUACACGGACACGAAAGUUAAAUUGUUGGUAUAUCAAUGAAUAAUUUGGUUUUGUACUUUAUUUUCGGAUAGAGUAAAGCAACAUUUUUCAUCGAACAUUCAUAAGAUUUAAAGACAUUUUAAUUGAUUAAAAUAUGUCCUCAACUGCUACAUAACAUGCUUUUCCUGAGUGAUAAAAACUUCUUAAUGUCAAAUUGUUACAAUUAAUGGUAUGAUCCAUGUGAUAUGUAUUAUUCAAAAUGUUUCACCUAUUAUUAAUAAAUGCAAAGAAUAUA
Molecule: messenger RNA, 1215 nt
Organism: Magallana angulata
Lineage: Eukaryota; Metazoa; Mollusca; Bivalvia; Ostreida; Ostreidae
Product: cell death abnormality protein 1-like
Exons: 7
Coding region: 136-918 (260 amino acids)
Molecular function (GO): scavenger receptor activity
Source: RefSeq, a predicted model, not a curated record